This is a messenger RNA of Chelonia mydas (Green sea turtle), 1972 nucleotides long. It is a transcript of the gene SIX1, whose product is annotated as SIX homeobox 1. NCBI's taxonomy places the organism in Eukaryota, Metazoa, Chordata, Testudines, Cheloniidae. Gene Ontology annotation, cellular component: transcription regulator complex; nucleus. The coding region runs from base 200 to 1033 and encodes 277 amino acids. Gene Ontology annotation, biological process: regulation of transcription by RNA polymerase II. The transcript is spliced from 2 exons. Gene Ontology annotation, molecular function: RNA polymerase II cis-regulatory region sequence-specific DNA binding; DNA-binding transcription factor activity, RNA polymerase II-specific. The record is from RefSeq and is a predicted model, not a curated record.
ACGAGCCACAAAGUUCCCCCAGCAACAAUCCGAGCAUCCCACCCCGCGCUCGCGCCCGGGCCGGGGCUCCGCGCGCCCCCCGCCGCUCCGCCGCCGCCGCACCUGGGAGCGCCCGGCCUCGCGCCGGCCUCUCACCUGGCCGCUCGGGCGGGAGCCGUCCCGCCGCCUCCUCUCCGCAGCCGGGACCUUCGGCCGAGCCAUGUCCAUGCUGCCGUCCUUCGGCUUCACGCAGGAGCAAGUGGCCUGCGUGUGCGAGGUGCUGCAGCAAGGGGGGAACCUGGAGCGGCUGGGCCGGUUCCUCUGGUCCCUGCCGGCCUGCGACCACCUGCACAAGAACGAGAGCGUCCUCAAAGCCAAGGCGGUGGUGGCCUUUCACCGGGGCAACUUCCGCGAGCUCUACAAGAUCCUGGAGAGCCACCAGUUCUCGCCCCACAACCACCCCAAGCUGCAGCAGCUCUGGCUCAAGGCGCACUACGUGGAAGCCGAGAAGCUGCGGGGCAGACCCCUGGGCGCCGUGGGCAAGUACCGGGUGCGCCGAAAAUUCCCCCUGCCCCGGACCAUCUGGGACGGCGAGGAGACCAGCUACUGCUUCAAGGAGAAGUCCCGGGGCGUGCUGCGGGAGUGGUACGCGCACAACCCCUACCCGUCGCCCCGGGAGAAAAGGGAGCUGGCCGAGGCCACCGGCCUCACCACCACCCAGGUCAGCAACUGGUUUAAAAACCGGAGGCAGCGGGACAGAGCAGCAGAGGCGAAGGAAAGGGAGAACACUGAAAACAACAACACGUCCACCAACAAAAGCAACCAGCUCUCCCCCCUGGAUGGGGGCAAACCGCUUAUGUCCAGCUCCGAAGAAGAAUUCUCCCCCCCCCAAAGUCCAGAUCAGAACUCAGUCCUUCUAUUACAGGGAAACCUCAGCCAUGCCAGGAGCUCCAACUAUUCCCUGAGCGGCUUAACUGCCUCUCAGACCAGCCACAGCCUUCAGGACUCCCUGCUAGGACCCCUCACCUCGAGCUUGGUAGACCUCGGCUCCUAAAACAGGAGCAAGCUGCCGUUACAGCAAUGGAAACGGAGGUUUACCUCGGCGAUAAGACACUCGAUUGUAAAUAGAGGACCGGACACGAUUUUACAGCUUAUCUGGUGAUUCUUAACACGACUUUCAACUCUCUUUUAAAACGCUCCCAAGGAGUCCCCUCUCCUCUCCUAUCUAACACGCUUACAGCUUUCCCAUUAUUCUUCUCCAAGCAGCCAAAGGCAGAACACGGCGGUUCCCUGUGAUUUUCUCUCACGAUGUCCCUUCGAAUUCAAUUACAUGUUACCAGCAGGAAUGACAAAAUAACUGGAUUUGAGUCAAUUCGAAACAAAGUGCGGAAGAUACAGUCUGUCGCCUACAGACGGGGGGAAAAAAGAGAUCGAUGAAAAAAGUCUUUCUAUAGUUGGGGAAAUUUAUUCUCAUUUGAAUUCUUAAGAACUAAGAGGGCGGAUAAUCUACAAGGCCUUUUAUUUGGGAGGGAGGUGGGAGGGGAAGUUAAGUUUACAUUGUUCACAUUUCGUGUUAACAAAAGAUUUCGGUGUAGAUUAAAUUUUAAAAGAUGCAGUAUUAGAAUAAAAACCAGUGCCUAUGUCUUAAAGCAGAUAUACGAGGCAAUUAGCUAGAGGAACUUCAAUGACCAUUAAUAGAGCAAACAUUCUUGUCUUUUUUUUUUUUUUUUUGUGGUGAACUUUCGAAAUGCAUCAAUGUGACUUAAACUAAAAAUAAAAAAAAUAAUAAUAACUACGGCUUCCUCGGAACAAUAUUUCUUAUUAUACCCUGACAACUUUCAUGUCAAUAUGGCAUACUCUUGUUAGCUUGCCCCUUGCCCUCACGCCAUAGUUUGUCUUGCAAAAGGAUGCAGAGCUGGAAGCUGGAGUAUUUGUUACCAAAAUUAGCAUGUGCUUUCAGGUUUUUCUUUUCUAUUGUACCUAAACAAGCCUA